GAUGGUGGUAGCGUUCAAUUCCUUGUGGUCUGCUCCAUUUCUCGAAACCGCCAUAACUGACCUCCACCUCCUCUCCCUCUUUUUAUACCCAAAAAACCAAAUACCAAAUUCAUCUUCUCCCAUGGCUUCCUCGAUAUCCUGCUACUCUGUUUUCAUUUUCAUGGCGCUCAUGCUCCUCGCCUCUGCGCAAUCCGGUCCCUGCGACGACAUCUACCUCGUCAGAGAAGGCGAGUCGCUGCACUCUAUCAGCGCCAAGUGCGACGAUCCUUUCAUAGUCGACUACAAUCCGCAGAUUCAGGAUUCCGAUGAUGUCUUUCCUGGACUACUCAUCAAAAUUACGCCAUCGCUUAACUCCAGGAAGCUCUUCUUCAGGAAGCCGAACAGCUACAAUCUUCAUUAAGUUUUUAUUCACCAACUACGAUCAUCAAGGUUGGAGCCAAAUCUGACUUGCAUGCCUUCAUGUUUUCAUCCCGUUUUUUGAAUAGUCAAAGAAAGAAACAUUAAAUGUUGAUUAUGAAAAAGGAAGAAAGGGGUAACCACAGACAUUUUCUA
Molecule: messenger RNA, 552 nt
Organism: Cucurbita maxima (winter squash)
Lineage: Eukaryota; Viridiplantae; Streptophyta; Magnoliopsida; Cucurbitales; Cucurbitaceae
Exons: 2
Coding region: 2-400 (132 amino acids)
Source: RefSeq, a predicted model, not a curated record